This is a messenger RNA of Schizophyllum commune H4-8, 7111 nucleotides long. RefSeq lists its product as uncharacterized. Gene Ontology annotation, biological process: fatty acid biosynthetic process. Gene Ontology annotation, molecular function: acetyl-CoA carboxylase activity; metal ion binding; ATP binding. NCBI's taxonomy places the organism in Eukaryota, Fungi, Basidiomycota, Agaricomycetes, Agaricales, Schizophyllaceae. The record is from RefSeq and is a predicted model, not a curated record. Bases 133 to 6822 code for a protein of 2229 amino acids. The transcript has 13 exons.
CGUAAAGGGAUCAAAGCGGACCCGAUCGACGCGGCAGGGAAUCCCAAUCGCUAUUCUCCUUAUCCCUUCAUCUUCGACGUCGCGCUCGACGUCCCCGGGACCGCUCUCACUAGAAGCGGCUGAAGGCACACAAUGUCGGCGUACGAUCACUCCAGGGUUCAGCAGUUCAUAGGAGGCAACUCCAUUGACAAGGCCGGCGCAGGCAGCGUCGCGGACUUUGUCAAGUCUCAUGGCGGCCAUACGGUCAUAACGAAGGUCCUCAUCGCGAACAAUGGUAUUGCCGCGGUCAAGGAGAUUCGAUCUGUGCGCCAAUGGUGCUACGAGACCUUCGGCCGCGAGCGCGAGAUCGAGUUCACGGUCAUGGCUACACCAGAGGACCUGAAGAUCAACGCAGAGUACAUUCGCAUGGCCGACAACUACAUCGAGGUCCCCGGAGGCACCAACAACAAUAACUAUGCGAACGUCGAUCUCAUCGUUGACAUUGCUGAGCGUGCUGGCGUCCACGCCGUCUGGGCAGGCUGGGGCCACGCGUCGGAAAACCCUCGCCUCCCGGAAAGCCUCGCGGCCAGCAAGAACAAGAUCGUCUUCAUAGGUCCUCCGGGCUCUGCCAUGCGUAGCUUGGGCGACAAGAUUUCCAGUACCAUCGUCGCUCAGCACGCGCAGGUCCCCACCAUGCCAUGGUCCGGCAGCGGCAUAGCCGACACGGAGAUGUCCGCCGGCGGCUUCGUCACUGUCCCCGACAAAGCGUACAAGGACGCGUGCGUGACGAACGUCGAGGAGGGCCUGCAGAGGGCGGAGCAGAUCGGCUACCCCGUCAUGAUUAAGGCUAGCGAGGGCGGCGGCGGCAAGGGUAUUCGCAAGGUCGAGCACCCGGACGCGUUCAAGAAUGCGUUCCACGCCGUCGCCGGCGAGAUCCCUGGGUCACCCAUCUUCAUCAUGAAGCUCGCGGGGCAGGCGCGCCACCUCGAGGUGCAGCUGCUGGCAGACCAAUACGGUAACGCGAUUUCGCUAUUUGGGCGUGAUUGCUCCGUGCAGCGGCGUCACCAGAAGAUCAUUGAGGAGGCGCCUGUCACGAUUGCGAAGGAGGAAACCUUCGAGCAAAUGGAGCGCGCUGCGGUGCGUCUCGCGAAGCUCGUUGGAUAUGUCAGCGCUGGGACGGUCGAGUACCUCUACAGCCCAUCGGAAGACUACUUCUACUUCCUCGAGUUGAACCCGCGUCUGCAGGUCGAGCACCCGACAACCGAGAUGGUGUCAGGCGUGAACCUCCCUGCAGCGCAGCUCCAGGUGGCCAUGGGAAUCCCCCUUCACCGCAUUCGCGACAUUCGCCAGCUCUAUGGCGUCGCACCAACCGCGGCCUCCGAGAUAGACUUCGACAUGAUCAACCCUGACUCGACCGCCACGCAGCGCAAGCCGCGUCCCAAGGGCCACGUCGUCGCCGUCCGCAUCACCGCCGAGAACCCUGACGCAGGCUUCAAGCCCUCGUCUGGGUCCCUGCAGGAACUCAACUUCCGCUCGAGCACGAACGUCUGGGGCUACUUCUCCGUCAGCACCGCGGGCGGUCUGCACGAGUUCGCGGACUCGCAGUUCGGGCACAUCUUCGCGUACGGCGAGGACCGCGAGGAGAGUCGGAAGAACAUGAUCGUCGCGCUCAAGGAGAUCAGCAUCCGCGGUGACUUCCGCACCACCGUCGAGUAUCAGGUCAAGCUUCUCGAGCUCGACGCGUUCAAGAACAACACGAUCACGACCGGUUGGCUCGACUCGCUCAUCAGCAGCAAGCUGACCGCCGAGCGCCCCGACCCGACGCUCGCUGUCAUCUGCGGCGCUGUCACCAAGGCGCAUCUCGCGUCCGAGGCGUGCUGGACGGAGUACAAGCGCGUGCUAGAGAAGGGCCAGGUCCCCGCGAAGGACACGCUCAAGACGGUGUUCAGCAUCGACUUCAUCUACGAGAACGUGCGAUACUCGUUCACCGUCACGCGCUCUUCCCGAAAUGCAUGGACGCUCUACCUCAAUGGUGGCCGGACGAUGGUUGGUGCGCGCCCGCUGGCGGAUGGCGGCUUGCUAGUAGCGCUUGACGCUCGCAGUCACUCGGUGUACUGGCGCGAGGAGGUUGGCGCGCUGCGUCUGAUGGUCGACGCGAAGACGUGCUUGAUCGAGCAGGAGAACGACCCGACGCAGCUUCGCAGCCCGAGUCCGGGUAAGCUCAUCCGGUACUUCGUCGACAGUGGCGACCAUAUCGGUGCGGGCCAACCGUACGCGGAGAUUGAGGUCAUGAAGAUGUACAUGCCUCUCGUCGCGUCAGAAGACGGUGUCGUCCAGCUCAUCAAGCAGCCCGGUGUCAGCCUUGAGCCCGGCGACAUUCUCGGUAUACUCACCCUGGACGACCCCGCCCGCGUCAAGCACGCCAAACCCUUCGAGGGCCUGCUCCCCGCCACUGGCCCUCCGGGCGUCAUCGGCAACAAGCCCUACCAGCGCUUCCUCCGCUGCAUCGGCAUCCUGAACGACAUCCUUGAUGGCUUCGACAACCAGGCCAUCAUGGCGUCGACGCUCAAGGACCUCAUCGAUGUCCUGCACGAUCCUGACCUCCCCUUCUCGGAGAUGAGCGCGAUCUUGUCUUCUCUCUCAGGCCGUAUCCCGGCAAAGCUCGAGGACAGCAUCCGUGCGACGCUUGAGGCGGCGAAGGCGAAGAACGAUGGGCACGAAUUCCCCUCUGCGCGCCUCAAGAAGCUCGUCGAGCACUACGCGCAGGACAGCGUGCUCCCGCAAGACCGUGCGAUGUUCCGCGCGUCGCUCGCGGGCAUCUACGACGUCCUCGACCGCUUCGCAGGUGGCCUGAAGGGGCACGAGCUGGAGACGAUUGCGGGCCUGCUCAGCCGCUACGUCGACACCGAGAAGCUGUUCGGUGGCAGCAUCGAGGCGCGCAUUCUUGCCUUGCGCGAGAAGUACAAGGACGACCUUGACCAGGUUGCGUCGCUCGCGCUCAGCCACAUCAAGGCGCAGAGCAAGGGCAAACUUGUGCUGGCGCUGCUCGACUACGUCAAGACGAGCGGGCUGAACAUCUCGACCGCGGACAACCACUUGUACGAGGCGUGCCAGAAUCUGGCUGCUUUGGAGGCGAAGUCGUCAACCGCUGUGUCGUUGAAGGCGCGCGAGGUCCUCAUCAUGGGCCAGAUGCCUUCGUACGAGGAGCGUCAUAGUCAGAUGGAGAGCAUCCUCAAGCAUGCAGUCACCAAUCAGUUCUACGGCGAGCAGGAGACGGCAUCAAGAACGCCAUCGGCCGAGGUGUUGAAGGAGCUUAGCGAUUCGAGGUAUACCGUUUACGAUGUGUUGCCGGCGUUCUUCAAUCACAAGGACCCGAUGGUGACGUUGGCUGCUCUCGAGGUCUACGUGCGUCGCGCCUACCGCGCGUACACGUUGUUGUCCAUCGACUACGAGGAGGGCGACAACCUCGACGAUGGCGACAACCCCAAUGUCCUUACGUGGCGCUUCAACAUCGGGCAGUCGCACUCCCCGCCCUCGACGCCGAGACUCACCGAAAGCCGUCGUACCGCAUCCGUUAGCGACUUGUCGUACCUCGUGAACCGUCAUCAGUCGCAGCCCGUCCGCACCGGUGCCAUCGCAUCGUUCCCCAACCUCCCCACACUGAAGCGCGGGUUCAAGCAUGUCGCCUCGCUGCUGCCCGUCUUCGACACCGAGGAGUACCGCGAGCGCUACGGCAAGGUGCAGCCCCCCAACGUCUUGAACUUGGCCCUGCGCAUCUUUGAGCGGGAAGACGAUAUGCCGGAGGAUGAGUGGGCUACGCAAAUCGCCGAAUUCGUGAACGCCAACAAGGACGAGCUGGACUACCGUGGCGUGCGUCGCGUCUCCGUGCUCAUCUGCCGUAAGGGCCAGUACCCUGUGUACUUCACCAUGCGCGACAUCGAUGGCGUGUGGAAGGAGGAGCAGGCUAUCCGCAACAUUGAGCCCGCUCUCGCCUUCCAGCUAGAGCUCAGGCGGCUGUCCAACUACAACCUCAAGCCGUGGUUCGUCGAGGCAAAGCAGAUCCACAUCUACCACGCCGUCGCCCGCGAGAACCAGCUCGACCAGCGCUUCUUCGUGCGUGCGCUCGUCCGCCCUGGCCGCCUGCGCGGCAGCAUGAGCACCGCAGAGUAUCUCAUCUCAGAGACGGAUCGCCUUGUCACGAGCAUUCUCGACGCGCUCGAGGUUGUCAGCGCUCAGCACCGCGCCGCUGACUGCAACCAUAUCUUCAUUAACUUCGUCUACAACCUCGCGGUCACGUACGACGACGUGUUGGAGGCCGUCGCUGGCUUCAUCGAGCGUCACGGCAAGCGUCUGUGGCGCCUGCAUGUCACAGGUUCCGAGAUCCGCAUCGCGCUCGAGGACGAUGAGGGCAACAUCACCCCCAUCCGCUGUGUCAUUGAGAACGUCGCCGGCUUCGUCGUCAACUUCCACGGCUACCAGGAGAUCACGACGGACAAGGGCACGACCAUCUUGAAGUCCAUCGGCGAGAAGGGCCCGCUUCACUUGCAGCCUGUGCACCAAGCGUACCCGACGAAGGAGUCCUUGCAGCCGAAGCGUUACCAGGCUCACCUCAUCGGCACCACAUACGUGUACGACUUCCCGCAGCUCUUCGCCAAAGCCUUGAACAACGUCUGGCUCGAGGCCCGCAAGGUCGACCCUUCGCUUACUAUCCCCAAGAAUGUACUCGAGUCGCGCGAGCUCGUGCUUGAUGAGCAUGACCAGAUUGCCGAGGUCGACCGCGCGCCGGGAAACAACACCUUCGGCAUGGUCGGCUGGGUGUACACGUUGAGGACGCCAGAGUAUCCGAGCGGACGGAGGGUGGUCGUCAUCGCCAACGACAUCACGUACAAGAUUGGCUCCUUCGGCCCCGUCGAGGACCAGUUCUUCUACCAGGUCAGCCAGUACGCCCGCGACCAAGGCCUCCCGCGCAUCUACCUAUCUGCAAACUCUGGCGCGCGUAUCGGUCUUGCCGAGGAGAUCUUCCCUCUGUUCUCGGUUGCCUGGAACGACGACGCGCACCCGGAGAAGGGUAUCGACUACCUCUACCUCACGCGCGAGAACUUCUUGAAGGUGCAGGAGAAGAGCCCUGGGGCUGUUCGUACCAUCGAGGUGCAGGCCGGUGAUCAGCGCCGUCACAAGAUCACGGACAUCAUCGGUCUGCAAGACGGUAUCGGUGUAGAGUCUCUGCGCGGCUCCGGUCUCAUUGCAGGCGAGACUUCGCGCGCUUACGAUGAUAUCUUCACCAUCACCCUCGUCACUGGUCGCUCAGUCGGUAUCGGUGCUUACCUUGUCCGCCUUGGCGAGCGUGCCGUUCAGGUCGAGGGCCAGCCUAUCAUCCUCACCGGUGCCCAGGCACUCAACAAGGUCCUUGGCCGUGAGGUCUACACGUCGAACUUGCAGCUCGGCGGCACGCAGAUCAUGUUCAAGAACGGCGUGUCGCACUUGACGGCGAGCAGCGACCUGCAGGCCGCGCAGCACAUCAUGCAGUGGUUGUCUUACAUCCCCGAGUUCAAGCUGGCGCCUCUCCCGAUUCGUGUCAACGGCGACACAUGGGACCGCGACAUCUCGUACACGCCGCCGAAGGGCCCCUACGACCCGCGCUGGUUCAUCGAGGGCAAGCGCGACGAGAGCACCGAGGAGUGGCUUCCAGGCAUCUUCGACCGCGGCUCCUUCCAAGAGACCCUCAGUGGCUGGGCGCAGACUGUCGUCGUCGGCCGCGCUCGCCUUGGCGGUAUCCCCAUGGGUGUCAUCGCCGUUGAGACGCGCACGAUGGAGCGCAUCGUCCCCGCCGACCCCGCUAACCCGUCAUCCUUCGAGCAGCGCAUCAUGGAGGCCGGCCAGGUUUGGUACCCCAACUCCGCCUACAAGACCGCGCAGGCCAUCUUCGAUUUCAACCGCGAGGGUCUCCCGCUCAUCAUCUUCGCCAACUGGCGUGGCUUCUCCGGUGGCCAGCAGGACAUGUACGACGAGAUCCUCAAGCAGGGCUCCAAGAUUGUCGACGGCCUCUCCGCGUACAAGCAGCCCGUGUUCGUGUACAUCGUGCCGAACGGCGAGUUGCGCGGUGGCGCUUGGGUCGUGCUGGACCCGUCGAUCAACUCGGAGCAGAUGGAGAUGUACGCGGACGUCGACGCGCGCGCUGGUAUCCUCGAGCCCGAGGGUAUCAUCGAAAUCAAGAUGCGCCGUGACAAGAUCCUCUCCCUGAUGGAGCGUCUCGACCCGACAUACGCGGCAUUGAAGAAGGACAGCAAGGACCCGUCGAAGAGCCCCGAGGAGCAAGCCGCUGCCGCUUCGCAGCUCGAGGCGCGCGAGUCUGAUCUUGCACCGACCUACAAGCAGCUCGCUCUCUUGUACGCCGAUCUUCAUGAUCGCACCGGUCGCAUGGAGGCAAAGGGUUGCGCAAAGCCCACACAAUGGAAGAAUGCCCGCCGCCACUUCUACUGGGCAACCCGCGCCCGCGUCGCUCGCUCUGCCGCCCUCGCCCAACUCGCCGAAGCCAGCCCGGGCUCCUCCUUCGAGUACCGCUCCGGCCUCCUCGACACCCUCGCCGGCAUCGACGCCACCACGCCACACCGCACCGCCGCCGAGAAGCUCGAGGCGCUCGACAUCAGCGGCACGCUCGUCAAGCUGCAGGCCGACCACCUCAUGCGCCGGCUCGUGCAGCUCACGCGCGAGGACCGGAAGGCGUCGCUCGACAGCAUGAUGCGCCUCGCGGACAACCUCUCGGACGACGAGCGCCAGUCACUGAUCGAUGCGCUGCAGGGCGCGGGCCGCUCGCCUGGGCCUCCCUCGUACACCGCCCCCUAAAAUGCACGGACGACGUCCGUUUCUUUUGUAUCCUUUGCAUACUCAUAUCAAUCUGUUGUCUUGUAUCACCAUCUCAUACAUAUAGAAUAUCUGGUUCGCAUACAGUACGCAUUGUUUUCCUUCCCUUGCUAGAAAUGACACUAAUGGUAGUAUACGAAUCGCUACGUACUUACGCUCAAUGACAUGGCGAUAUUCCUCUGAUAAUUUUCUGAGCGAGAAGUAUGGCCAGCAGCCUCUUUUAGAUAGCUCACUGCCAAUUGAAGAUGCCAUCACCCCAAGUUGAACCGUG